AAACGAAAUGCCGUCGACACCACGGUUCACGGUGACGCAAGAUGACAAGAUGGUGUACGUCGAGAUCCGUGUGCCGUACGUGCGGGUGACUGAUAUGGAGUACCACAUCGAUGGAGCCCACUUCACCUUUUGGUGCAAACCGUAUCUGCUCAACCUGACGUUUCCAGACGCAAUCGUCGACGAUGACCGCGCCAAGGCGGUGUACGACAUGAACAAGGAGCAUGGAACGAUUACGGUCCAUCUUCCCAAGGAGACGCCAAACGCGCACUUUCCCGACCUUGACCUGCUCACGACGCUGCUCCAGCAGAAGAAGUGGCGGCCCCAGGACGAAGGUCUCCCAGACAGCUUGCCCAAUCCCGCACCUUUGAUCGAAGUUAUUGGAAGCGUGGGCGAGUCAACUGAGCCUUCGCCAGUUGGCGUGACGCGUUCUGUGUCGCCUUCCCGAGCAAAUGCCAAUGAUUCCAGCUUGCUUUCGUUUGAAAAACCGAAAGAAGCCAUGUCGCUCCACGUGGGGCCGCCGACGUACGGCUUCAACAACCGAUUUUCGGAUUUUUUCAAAUGCUGGCAUGGCGAACUACAUGAAGUCCUUUCGUUGCCGACACCCGAGGCAUCGACGCCCGCUGAGCGAACAACAAUGCGCCGUGCUUUGGAAGACAAUGACUUUGACGUCGAGCGGUACUUGUUGGACUUUGCCAACGAAAGCGAGGACGAAUACUUUCAAGCUGCCAUCGCGUACGAGCCGUUCUGGGCCAACCUACCAGUGUACACCCCUCCGCCUCCUCCAGCGCCAACUCGCAAGGUCCUCAUCGCCGAUGUCACAGACGGUAUUGCCAACGUGACGAUACAAUCCGACAAUCCCACACCAUCGAACGAACCCAGUGUUGUUUUUACUGAGAAAGAGCUCGAAGCGCUGCGGCGACUUCCUCGUCGAGAGUACCUUCCAUUCACGUCCGCCGAAGCCGCGAUAGUUUGGCACGGCUUACUCGACAUUCUGGCUGCGUAUUGCUAUGACAUGCGGACAAACCAAGGCGACCCGACUGUUGAAUCCGCCUGGACAAUUUCAAUUUUGAGCUCGACAUUGUCUUGGCUGGACCCGGCGCCGUCGACGACAGAUAUAGUCCGCAACACCGUACGGCGAAUCCUAACCUAUCCGUUCUUGCGCCAAUGGGCCCUUUCGUCGGCCGCGAUCAAAGACGUCGUCGCGGUGCUGCGCCGGGGCAAACGAGUCGUCUUGCGCGUGCUGCUAGCGAUCCAUGCCGUGUUUGAAUCGUCCGAGACGUACUACCUCCUCAACACGCUCUACAUCAACGACUACGCAACGUGGAUACAGUCGGUGACAGAUGCACAGACCAACGACUGGGCCACCAAGCUCGAGACAGCGCACGCUGCAUUCCACAAGGCAGAUUCCGGGUGGGCCUUGGCUGACAUUGAAGCUGUUCUGUAUGAAAACGACAAAGAGUCGACCGACGAAAGUCGCAACGACGCAUCGGACGACGAAAGCGACGACGACUCGACGCAAUGACCAUCCGUCGCGCAAGAAGAACUAGGGGCAGUCACCUCAUGUCCCUGGAACAAAGCGGUAAACGGGAACGUACCGGUGGCUGAACUGAGCACUCGAACGCAUGAACAGAAUAGAGAGAUAGAUUGCUUGUUCUUCUGGGCCUCUGUGUCCACGCUGUCUUUGUCAGGAUGGCUCAUUUGUCGCCUCAUCCUCUUGCGUUUGACUUCGACCUGCCAUCAAUAGCAAGCACUUCC
Molecule: messenger RNA, 1755 nt
Organism: Aphanomyces invadans
Lineage: Eukaryota; Oomycota; Saprolegniomycetes; Saprolegniales; Verrucalvaceae
Exons: 3
Coding region: 8-1522 (504 amino acids)
Biological process (GO): box H/ACA snoRNP assembly
Cellular component (GO): nucleoplasm; cytoplasm
Source: RefSeq, a predicted model, not a curated record